Messenger RNA from Strongylus vulgaris, 459 nucleotides. The record is from the annotation of a GenBank genome assembly. Lineage: Eukaryota; Metazoa; Nematoda; Chromadorea; Rhabditida; Strongylidae.
UUGAUUUCCCAUGUUAUCGAUUGGGACCAGUUUUCGCAUUUCUAUGAGCUUAGAGACUGGACGCUAGUGGUCAACGGGGCUACUCCUAUCAGUGCUUAUCCAAUUGACACCCUAAGGAUAAGCAGUUGUACGAUUGAUUCAGUAGAUGACCUUAUAAGGAGCAUACAGAUGACUGCUAAGCAGAGGGUGACAACAGAUGGUAAGAAAGCAACGACGGUUAAGAGGAGCAAAACUGUUGCUGGUAUUGAAUUGGAGAAGAACGAUGGGACAAAGAAAACGGUAAAAAAGGUGGUGAAGCGAAGGAAGCCUUUUAUCAAAAAAUUGGAAGUUGCUGGGCAAUGUACCUUGAGAGGACUUCAGUUCCUUCAGGAUAAAGCGCAUAUCGAGUUACAGAAACGUCUCAGCACUACUGUACCAGAUUUGAAAGUCGACUGCGAAGAUAUUUACUAUGCUUGGUGA